AUGUCUUGAAAACCGGAUAUCCGGUAAAGGUGCUCUAGGUAAAAAUGUCCGGUGGGAGGCCACUGCCUUUAUCCGUUAUCGAUUUUUAAAAAAAAAAUGAUUUUUACCGUCGAUACUCGCGCUUUGAACCACAUUGAACCAUAAACAUUUACUGUGUAUACAGCUCCACAGUAUCAGCUGUUGCUAGCUGGUUAAUGUUAGCCUUUAGCUUCUCUGCAUGUAAACAAUGCGGUGAAGACGACUGAGGUUCCGGUUGACACACGGAAACAAACAAUCCGGAGCACGAACUGACAGAAGUGGGCUUGUUGGUUUGCUCCAGAACCUUGAGUCGGCAGAGGUCCGUCCCUGUCUCCUAUGGAGUCACUCAACACGUUUGAAUCUGAGAUGGAGGCUGAUGGACAAGGGAACUACUCUCUGUUUCCUGCUCUGGACAGCAUUGCAAGCCUGUCAGGGACUGCAGAAACUCUGGAGAGCGAACCACCCAGCGAAAUUGCAGAGAAGCCAAACCUCACAUGGCUCGAUGCUGCACAGAUUGUCUUGGAAGAAGCAGGACGUCCCAUGCACAUAAAGGAGAUUAAGCAGAGAAUCAUCGACAGAGGACUUGUUCAAUCCAAUGCAAAAUCGAGCCUGGAGGCUGUCAUGUACCGUGAGACACAAAAAGGCAGCAGGAGAUUCAAGAGGAUUGAGAACAGAAACGGAGUCUUUGCACUGCUGACUGAUGAGGAGCGGCAGCAGGCCCUGCAGGCCUUCACCGCCCAGUCUUUCCUCAGCUCUCCGCAGCAGAACACCCUCGGCAGCUCUGGCUCAGGUGCCUCGGCGACCGCCUUCCCGUCCCCCACCAGUUCCUCUGAGCAUAAGGCCAAGAUGAAGAAAGGUUCCCGGAAAAACCAGAACGAAAAGUACCGGCUCAAGUACAUCAGGCUGCGCAAAGCAGCUCGUGCUAUGAUAUUUGAGAAUGCAGCUCUCUGUGAUGAAGUUGCCCACUUAGAAGAAAAGUUUCUGAGAGCAAAGGAGGAGCGGAGGUUUUUACUGAAGUCGUUGUUGCAGUACCAGUCCUUGUCAGAGGGGGAGAUACUGGUGACACCCAGCUCAAGCUCUCAUCCACCUGUGCCGCCUGUGGCAUUAACCUCAGGUACUGCCGGGGCUUCAGGCCUGUCUGGGGGGCAUAACUUGGCGUCGGUGGUGUCAACGGGUGAAGAGGGACCUCUUAAAAAACCCAAGAAGGAAAGGAAAGAGAGAGGAAGGGAGAAUGGAAAGGAAGAACUGCCAAAGAAGAUGCCUAAGAAGAGAAAGCUCGCAGACGGGUCUCGGAAGCUGGUGCAGCCCAUCCCACUGGACUCAUCUGGUCGUCCUGUCUUUCCCAUUGUGCUGGGAGGUUUAACGGUCUACAGUCUGGGAGAGAUCAUCACAGACAGAAUGCUGUUCCAUGACGAGUGUGCCAUCUACCCAGUGGGCUUCUGCAGCACACGAGUCUUUGCCAGCAUGAAAAGCCCCGACCAGCAGUGCCUCUACACCUGCCAAAUCAAGGAUGGGGGAACAGGCCCACAGUUUGAGAUUGUGCCCGAAGAAGAUCCUCAGAAUGCCAUCGUGGCCUCCUCUGCCCUGACGUGCCACUCCAACCUACUGAAGGCCAUCGCGUCUGUAAGUUCCAAGUCUGUGGCACCCAUCGUGCCGUCAGGAGCAGACUUCUUUGGCUUCUCUCACCCCACCAUCCAGAAUCUCAUCCAGAGUUGUCCUGGAGCACGCAAAUGUACCAACUACAGAUGGAUUCGUUUUGAGGUGUGUCGCCCCGGUGAUGGCCAGGUUCCUCACAGCUUAUCAGAGGACGAUGCCUCUGUCAACUUUGAGGCCUACCAGAGACACCAGGGCUUUGAUGAGAACAUCAAGACAGAGCACAUCACAGGACAGACACCGCAGUCUCCUAGCUCCUCUCAUCAGCACCACCUGACCUCCCCCACCAUCAAGCCCUCUACCUCAUAUUUCAACUCCUGACUCGGAUAGCGCCGCAGAAAUCAAAGUCUUACCCGAUUGUAAUCCUUGUGAACUUUCUUUCUCAUUAACGAGCCUUACGUUUAUUUUUUAUUUAAAAAAUAACUUCCUGCUUAAAUUAUUCUUGAAUAAAAGGUGGCAUGAUAACACAAAUUUAUGCCAUCUUCUAGCUAGUCCCAGACAGCAUUACUGGGGAUGUGUGAUAGCAUGGUUUAUGAUACUAUACUGGAUGUGGCUGACGAGUUAGCUUUGUGCUUAACAUGCCAAUAGCAACAUAAACCCAAUGUCUCUUUAGUAGAAAUUACACUCUCACUGUAUAUAGGCAUAUGUGCUGGAUUUUAGAAAUUGUGUCUUAGUUGACAUUAUGUUUAAAAUGUAAUCAGUACAACCUUUUUUACUAGUUGGAUUACACAGGAAAAACUUAAAAAGGUUAUUAAGCUUUCUCAUUCCCUAGUUUUGGCACAUGACAUACUAUAGCAUUGGUAUUUAACUGUUGGUACCUUAAUUCAAGUUUUCCAAUUAAAUCAUGUUUGGAUUAAU
Messenger RNA from Xiphias gladius (swordfish), 2529 nucleotides. It is a transcript of the gene fyrd1, whose product is annotated as transforming growth factor beta regulator 1. Gene Ontology annotation, cellular component: nucleus. The record is from RefSeq and is a predicted model, not a curated record. Gene Ontology annotation, biological process: regulation of DNA-templated transcription; regulation of cell cycle. Lineage: Eukaryota; Metazoa; Chordata; Actinopteri; Istiophoriformes; Xiphiidae. The transcript is spliced from 15 exons. Bases 355 to 1992 code for a protein of 545 amino acids.